AUGGCUACCAUCGCCCCCGCCCGUAGCGACUCCCCCGCGAAUCCUGUUCAGAGAAUAACCUCUCCCUCAAUCCCCAGUCCAGGCGGGACGCCCUCAUCGUCAGUCCGUCCCUCGGUCGAUCUGCCCAGGAACAAUGCACCCUCUUCUUCUCCCUCUUUACAACAGAAUGCCACCCUAGCAGGCCCCGCUUCGACAACGCAAAGGCGCAAUCGUGCCGCCCUUCGGGACUACUACAAUCUCAAAUCCAAAGGUGCUUCUGCCGCAGUCCACGAGCAUCGAGAUAUAAGCCGCACCGCGAGCAUUACCUCUACGGCCUCCGACUCCACGAUAGCCACGACCUCCACUGCCGUCCCAGAGACCACAACCUCGUCCCUCACGGCGCACUUGGACGACCCCACUUUCGACACCGAAACAUUCGUCUCCGACCUCUUGAAGACUGCAAGCCUGCGUGACAUCCUGAAAACCGAAAGCGCACUGGUCAGCGAGAUCAGGACGCUCGAUGGCGAGAGGAAGGCUCUAGUUUAUGACAAUUACAGUAAGCUAAUCAAGGCCGUGGGGACCAUCGCCGAGAUGCAGAAAGGGAUGCACAAGGACAAGGAGCAGGACAUUCGGGCGAGCGUGCUGGCCAGACAGAAGGGGGAGCAAAAUCCCGGCCUCGGCGGAGUGGCAUUGCUGGGGGAGAAAUUGGACGGGUUGCUGAAAGUUGUAAAAGAGUUCAGUCCAGGGACAGCGGACGGCGAAAGGGCGACGCAGUCGGUGGAGGCGAGGCGGAAGAGGACACAAAAGGAGACCGUUCGGUGGGCUCUGGAUGCGCCCGUGCGGCUGCAAGAAAUGAUGGAUCGAGGACAAAGGGAAGAGGCUGAGCGGGAGUAUAUUUCUGUUACCGAAGUGCUAGAAAAUUGGAAAGGUGUCCGUGGUGUCGAGGAGCUGCGAGGCAAAUGUGCAAAGGUGAUGGAGAAUACAAAGGAGGAAACAAGUGCAAGUGAGCAAGGAGACUCGGGUUGA
This is a messenger RNA of Fonsecaea multimorphosa CBS 102226, 1005 nucleotides long. RefSeq lists its product as uncharacterized. The transcript has a single exon. Bases 1 to 1005 code for a protein of 334 amino acids. Gene Ontology annotation, biological process: endocytic recycling; lysosomal transport; Golgi vesicle transport. NCBI's taxonomy places the organism in Eukaryota, Fungi, Ascomycota, Eurotiomycetes, Chaetothyriales, Herpotrichiellaceae. The record is from RefSeq and is a predicted model, not a curated record. Gene Ontology annotation, cellular component: GARP complex; EARP complex; membrane.